AAAGCAGGAACUUUAGAAGUGGUAGGAACAAAUGAUUUAAACGUGGUGUCGCCCCGGACUCGUACAACUUCCGGUAGAGUGUCAGGUCAAAAUGUUACAUCUGAGGAGCUUCCAGAGGCUAAAAGCUGUUUUAAAUCUGCACGGGAACGCAGGUGUGAGGAGCCUCUCAGCAGCUUCUACUGCUACAGGACAACAACAGGAGGACGUGCUCAUGACUAUGGAGAACCCGUACAAAGAGCCAGAGAAAGGCUGCAUCCUCUGUAACGUGACGGUGGAUUUUAAAAACAUCCAGCUCCUGUCUCAGUUCAUCUCUCCUCACACGGGGAGGAUUUACGGCCGACACAUCACAGGUUUAUGUGGCAGGAAACAGAAGGAGGUGUCAAAGGCCAUAAAGAAAGCUCACGCUAUGGGGUUCAUGUCGGUGACUCACAAACAUCCACAGUUCAUGAAGGAUCCCAACAUCUGUGGAGUCAAACAUCUGGAUUAGAGUCACUCUGUUCAUCUUUUAAUGGAUUAAAGUUUCUGUGUUGUCA
Mugil cephalus (flathead mullet) is the source of this 533-nucleotide messenger RNA. It is a transcript of the gene mrps18c, whose product is annotated as mitochondrial ribosomal protein S18C. The record is from RefSeq and is a predicted model, not a curated record. Gene Ontology annotation, cellular component: ribosome; mitochondrial small ribosomal subunit. The transcript is spliced from 6 exons. Lineage: Eukaryota; Metazoa; Chordata; Actinopteri; Mugiliformes; Mugilidae. Bases 92 to 487 code for a protein of 131 amino acids. Gene Ontology annotation, molecular function: small ribosomal subunit rRNA binding; structural constituent of ribosome. Gene Ontology annotation, biological process: mitochondrial translation.